UUCUUUGUUGUUCAGACAAUCAACCUUUGUUUCUGGAUUUGGAGCAAAAACUCUCCAUGUAUCUUCCAAAGUCCUGGAGAAAGAACAUAUUAAAGGACAAAGUGGUUAUGUAUCUAAAGGUGCAGUAUUUUGCAGAAAACUACCAGCUAAUUGUAAAUGACGACGCUCUCAAGCUCUAUUAUGCUGAAGUGAAAGCCAGAGUUUUGAGUUCUCGGUGUUAUGAGCAUGAAGGAUUAUAUUUCCAGCUGGCUGCGUAUGCCCUACAGGUCGAACUGGGCGAUUACAAACAGGGAAACAAUGCAUACUUUCAACCGCAGGGGUUUUUACCUGUGUGGGUUAUACAAAGGCGUGGGAAAGAUUACAUCCUCGAGCACACCCCAGCCCUGCACUGGGAAAUUACGGGAAUGUCCUCUAGGAAAGCUACUCAGCUUUUCAUACAGAACGCUUUUACCCUGAGUGACGUGCCAGUCACCAUCUAUACCCUGCUCAAAGUCUGGCAACAUGCUUACAUUACUUACAUAAUAUAAAUAUACAUUCAGACAGUCAUAGCAUGGGAUAGUUGAAAAUUCUUUCAUUAUUUACUCACCCUCAUGUCAUUCCAAACCCGUAUGACUUG
Messenger RNA from Triplophysa rosa, 616 nucleotides. Its product is annotated as FERM domain-containing protein 6-like. Gene Ontology annotation, biological process: positive regulation of hippo signaling. The coding region runs from base 57 to 527 and encodes 156 amino acids. The record is from RefSeq and is a predicted model, not a curated record. The transcript has 4 exons. Lineage: Eukaryota; Metazoa; Chordata; Actinopteri; Cypriniformes; Nemacheilidae. Gene Ontology annotation, cellular component: cytoskeleton; cytoplasmic side of apical plasma membrane.